Molecule: messenger RNA, 2462 nt
Organism: Penicillium brasilianum
Lineage: Eukaryota; Fungi; Ascomycota; Eurotiomycetes; Eurotiales; Aspergillaceae
Source: the annotation of a GenBank genome assembly
CCUCCCGUCUCUGCCUUCAGCGCCAUGAGCAUGACAAUUCUUGCCUGCUGCUGUGCCUAGCUUCGUUUUCUACACCUUUAUGAGGUCUCUGGUGCUCUGGGUUGUCUACCUCCCCGUGCCCUCGGCUAUAAAAACACCACCCCCAUUGCUUCCUUUACUCCGCAUACUUCCUCUCCUACCGUCUUCUUGAUUGAGAUACUCCCAUACCUGCCCGCGCUUUCGCCCAACCUCUCGUCAACCAACACGCAAGAUGGCGGCCGAGCCCGUGUCUAAUGGGUCUGGGGCCAACAAAAAGAAGGUUGCUUACUUCUACGACUCUGAUGUGGGCAAUUACGCCUAUGUUUCUGGCCACCCGAUGAAGCCUCAUCGCAUUCGCAUGACCCACAGCUUGGUCAUGAACUACGGCCUGUACAAGAAGAUGGAGAUCUACCGUGCGAAGCCAGCUUCGAAGUACGAGAUGACCCAGUUCCACACCGAUGAAUACAUCGAUUUCCUAUCAAAAGUGACGCCCGACAACAUGGAUCAGUUCUCAAAGGAGCAAAGUCGUUACAACGUCGGUGACGACUGCCCGGUGUUCGACGGUCUCUUCGAAUUCUGCGGUAUCAGUGCUGGUGGUUCUAUGGAGGGCGCCGCCCGGUUAAACCGAGGGAAGUGCGAUGUUGCUGUCAACUGGGCUGGUGGUCUUCAUCACGCAAAGAAGAGUGAAGCCAGUGGUUUCUGCUACGUUAAUGACAUCGUCCUCGGUAUCCUCGAGCUGCUCCGGUUCAAGCAGCGCGUUCUCUACGUUGACAUCGACGUUCACCAUGGUGACGGUGUCGAAGAAGCAUUCUACACCACGGACCGCGUCAUGACUGUCUCGUUCCACAAGUACGGCGAGUACUUCCCCGGUACUGGUGAACUUCGUGAUAUCGGUGUCGGCUCGGGCAAGUACUACGCCGUCAAUUUCCCCCUCCGUGACGGCAUCAACGAUGCUUCCUACCAGAGCAUCUUCGAGCCCGUGAUCAAGAGCGUCAUGGAGUGGUACCGUCCGGAGGCGGUUGUCCUCCAGUGCGGUGGCGAUAGUUUGUCGGGCGACCGUCUCGGUUGCUUCAACCUCAGUAUGCGCGGGCAUGCCAACUGCGUGAACUUCAUCAAGAGUUUCGACUUGCCGACUCUGAUUCUCGGAGGUGGUGGUUACACUAUGCGCAACGUCGCACGCACUUGGGCCUACGAAACUGGUAUCCUGGUUGGAGAUAACCUUGACUCUGAGUUGCCCUACAAUGACUACUAUGAGUACUUUGCCCCCGAUUACGAGCUGGAUGUCCGUCCCUCGAACAUGGAUAAUGCCAACACGAAGGAUUAUCUGGACAAGAUUCGCAACCAGGUCGUAGAGAAUCUCAAGCGCACAGCUUUUGCCCCGUCUGUUCAGAUGACGGAUGUCCCUCGUAACCCGAUCCUUGAUGGUAUGGAUGACGACGCUGACGAUGUCCUGGACGACCUGGAUGAAGACGAGAACAAGGACAAGCGAUUCACCCAGCGCCGGUUCGACCAGUACGUGGAGAAGCCCGGUGAACUCAGCGACAGCGAGGAUGAGGAAGAGAAUGCCGCCAAUGGCGUUCGCCGCCAGCCCGGUGUUAUUCGUCGCCGGAACCAAGCCAACUACAGGAAUAUUGAUGCCGCAGACUCCGGUCUCGACAGCGGCAUGGCUACUCCGCUGGACGCAUCCUCGAUCGCCGACAAUGAAAUAGAUGCCGCUCUGGACGCAGGGUUGACAGACGUCCCAAUGACCGAAUCGGGCGCUGUUACCGGCGCCGAAGGCCAGGAUACUCCCAUGGCAGACUCCGAACGGAUGGUUGUCGAGGGGGAGGAUAAGGGUACUUCGGCUGCCGUGUCUCAGCAAACUUCCCCUCCCACGCAAGAUGAGGACACCGCCAUGGAAGAUGCCAGUGCAGUUGCCGAAGAGGCUGAGUUACCAGAAGCUCUCGAUGCACAGGAUGAAAAGAAGCCCGAGGUGACAUCUGCCACUGAGGAGACAACCAACGCACCCCCGUCUCCCUCUGAGGUACAGCCGGUGUCGGAGGCGUCUUCCAUUCCCGCCGCCGAUACUUCUGCGCCAGAUGCUGCGCCCGUUGGCGAAUCCGAGAAUGCGAAGUCAGCCUCGGGAGUGGCUACUGAUGAGUCGACAAAGAAGGAGGAGUGAACAUUCUGUGAUACAAAGACAUCAACAGUGGGUCUAGGCGCAACGGACAAUGGGCAGAAAGGUGUUAUCGGUUUGUCAGCAUGCACGUAUCGUGUUCGGCCGUGGAGGCAUCGUCAAGUCUUUCAUCAUACAUGAAUGGCGGAAAGCCCUGAUAUGGAUGUCGAUGAGUCCGUCUCUUUGGUCGAAUGUGAUCAGAUAGAUUCAUGAGGCUCAUACCCGAUACUUUCCUGGAGUACGUCGAUCUGAAUGGCUCGGAAGGAAUCGGGUUUAGUCUCUUUAAUCG